AUGCAUAAGCUCUCCACUGCACCGCACCAGUCAAUACUAGUAUUACUACUACCACCCUCUCUUAGCUUUCUUCCCACUAUGGACAAGCUUGCUCUAUUUUCUACUCUCCUGCUACUCGGGCUGCUCCUGCUUUCGUCGGACGGCAUUCCGAGCAGUACUCGACCCACAUGAACAACACAGCGACGACAUCAUCCCCAUCGCUUACGAUCCAGCAAAAGAGGUGAAGCUGAUGUACCUAGUGGUGCAGUGGCCGCCGGCUAUGUGCCGCUUCAAAACCUGCCAUCCACGGCCUCUGGCCGCUUGGUGGGUUGACGCACCAGAAAACCUCCUUCAGGUAGGGGGGGGGGGCGUCGUGACUCCUUUAUCAUUGACGCAAACCACCGAGGGCGUGACCCCUUGCUUUACCAGCACCGUCGCGACGUCACCCAUUUUGGGUUCCUCACCAGCCUUUAUACCGGAGUCUGUGAGGAGCUUCAAGGUAUUGACUUGGUGCUUGACCAACCAAGCGACCAGAGGCCGUGGAUGGCAGGUUUUGAAGUGGCACAUAGCCGGCGGCCACUGCACCACCAGGUGCAUCAACUUCACCACUUUUGCUAGAUUGUAAGCGGUGGGGACGAUGUUGUUGGCACAAGCUUGUUACUGAGGUACUGCUCGGAACGUUGUCUGACGAAAGCGGGAGUAGCCCGAGAAGCAUGAGAGCAAAAAGUAGAGCAAGCUUGUCGAUAGUGGGAAGAAAGCUAAGAGAGGGUGGUAGUAAUACUAGUACUGGCUGUGGUGCGGUGGAGAGGUUAUGCAUGUAUCUACUAUGUAUACAAGUAUAUAUAGAACAAAGGAAAAUGCUGUCUAGUGCAAUCAAGUAACAACCAAAUACAUGCUUACGAAAAAAAUGAUAUUCUGGACUAGUACAAUUUGUUAGGGUUUAUUUAAAGUCACACAUGCACCUUCUACCUACAAAUUCUAACAACCAUAUAUCUGCACACCAAAGAAAUGAUAGAGUAGUGUUUGUUAUGGUUUUCUUAUAUAUAUCGACUCACACAACUUGGCCCUUGCAACUGCAAAUUCUAACAAAUAAAUAGGUGUCAUAAAUAAAUAAAUUCAUUCUCACUUCUCUCUCUCUUUUUUUUUUUUUUUUUUUUGCAAAAUUCUCACUUCUGUCUUUUUCUCCAACAAAUUUUGAUACGACUUGCAAUGGAUAACCAAACUUCAUUUCAUCAAUACUAUCCAGUACAACUUGCAACUUGUACUAACUACAAUAAACCUGCAGUACACCAGCAACAGCCUACCCAUGAUCUACCAUAUUAUACCAGUAAGCUAAGGUCCCCUGCAAAACUCAAUUGCUAAUCUACUAAUUACUUAUCAUCAAACACCUAAGGAAGUGGUCUUCCGCGAAUCAGUUACACAUCAAUUAAUCUCAAUUUUCGUCUCUGAUGAGCUUCUCAUGCACUAUAUGAGCUGUUCUUGCUCUGUUUCUUGCUGACUAAUUUGCACGGCAGUCUUUUGAUCGCUGAAACUCUUGUAGGGAAGGAUAAUUUGUGUUUGUGAGUACUAAAUCGAAAUGUGGCGUUUGAUUAGCUGCGCUGAUCUUAUAAGUUCUCUUGGGCCUGGAUUGAUUAAAAUUUAAAACAAACACCACAUGAUCCGUACGAAUAAAACAAAUAUUGGGUUGUUCUAAACAUAAACGAGCAAGCUAUGGGCUUUUAUUGACAAAGAAACAAAAUGGUAAACGAGUGACUAAGCAUCUGAUUUAGCCCAUCAAAUCAAAACCUGCCGUAUAGAGUAUCAACUAGCAAGACAUCAAAUAAAUAUACCACAACAUCAUCAUCCACAAAUAUCAUAUAAACAAAAACUAUUGGGGGUGCAACGAGGAGUCAUAGAUGGGUGAUUUUGUUAGCAGUUAACCAUUAAGCAAUGUAUAGGUAACCGAAAUCGAACCACUAAAAAAGUAUUAGUUAUCUGUUAACAACUACCCGUCGUUAAUUUUAAUGGUAAAGUCAACAGGUUUCUAAAUAAUUAUGAUUAUUUUAUCACUUUCAUUUACUUCUAAUUUAGUGUUAUGAUGACGUGGAAAUUGUAAAAAAAUAAUUUCUAUUUUUAAUUAUUUUUAAAUUGCCACGUCCUUCAUAUAAUGAUUAACUAUUGAACUAAUUUUAGUGACCUAGAAUGAGAUAAAAAAAUUUAGUGGUAAAUGUCAAAUAUUUUAGUAAACUCAAUGACCAAACUUGCAAUUUAUCCUUUAUUAUGAACAUUGCUAUUCGUCGCCCUAAAAUACCUUAUUCGUCGCCCUAACUUUUAUUAAAAUUACUUAAAUAUC
This is a messenger RNA of Linum trigynum, 2311 nucleotides long. Lineage: Eukaryota; Viridiplantae; Streptophyta; Magnoliopsida; Malpighiales; Linaceae. The record is from the annotation of a GenBank genome assembly.